This is a messenger RNA of Microthlaspi erraticum, 2892 nucleotides long. The record is from the annotation of a GenBank genome assembly. Lineage: Eukaryota; Viridiplantae; Streptophyta; Magnoliopsida; Brassicales; Brassicaceae.
AUGUCUACUUCUCAUCAUCACCACCAUCAUCCUCCACAUCUCAUCACCACAAUCAUCUUCUUCUUCUUUCUUAACUUCUCUUGCCUCCAUGCAAAUGAAUUCGAGAUUCUUUUAUCAUUCAAAUCCUCAAUUCAAGACCCUCUCAGACACCUCUCUUCCUGGUCUUACUCUUCAACCAAUGAUGUGUGCUUAUGGAACGGUGUCGUUUGCAACAACUUAUCUCGUGUUGUUUCUCUCGAUCUCUCCGGCAAAAACAUCUCCGGCCAACUCCUCACCUCCACUACUUUCCGACUACCCUUUCUACGAACCAUAAAUCUUUCCAACAACAACUUUUCCGGUCCUAUCCCUCACGACAUCUUCACUACUUCAUUUCCUUUUCUUCGUUACCUCAACCUAAGCAACAACAACUUCUCUGGCUCUAUCCCUCGAGGCUUUCUUCCAAAUCUCUACACGUUAGAUCUUUCAAACAACAUUUUAACCGGUGAAAUCUACAACGACAUCGGACUUUUCUCUAACCUUAGAGUCCUCGAUCUCGGUGGAAACAUCUUAACCGGCCCUGUACCAACCUAUCUCGGUAACCUCUCGAGAUUAGAGUUCUUAACAUUGGCUUCCAACCAGUUAACCGGAGGUAUACCAGCGGAGCUAGGACUGAUGAAAAGCUUGAAAUGGAUAUAUUUUGGUUACAACAAUCUCUCUGGAGAAAUACCUUACCAAAUCGGUGGUUUAUCAUCUCUCAACCACCUUGAUCUCGUCUACAACAAUCUCUCUGGACCGAUACCUACUUCACUAGGAGACUUGAAGGAGCUUGAGUACAUGUUUCUCUACCAAAACAAGCUCUCUGGUCAGAUCCCACCGUCCAUCUUCUCUCUCAAAAACCUCAACUCUCUCGACUUUAGCGAUAACUCGCUUUCAGGAGAGAUCCCUGAGCUAGUGGCUCAGUUACAACGUCUACAAGUUCUCCAUCUCUUCUCCAAUAACUUUUCCGGAAAGAUACCUCAAGGAGUAACGUCUUUGCCACGUCUCCAAGUUCUUCAGCUCUGGUCCAACAGAUUUUCCGGGGAAAUUCCGGCGAAUCUUGGGAAACAUAACAACCUCACUGUUCUUGAUCUUUCUACCAACAAUCUCACCGGGAAACUCCCUGAUACUCUCUGUGACUCUGGCCAUCUCACCAAGCUCAUCCUCUUCUUUAACUCUCUGGACGGCGUAAUCCCAGCGAGUUUGGGCGCGUGCAAGAGCUUAGAGCGCGUGAGGCUUCAAAGCAAUGGCUUCUCAGGCAAGUUACCUCGAGGGUUCACUGAGUUGCAACUCGUUAACUUCUUGGACUUAUCAAACAACAACCUCGGAGGUAACAUUGGCACAACAUGGGACAUGCCACAGCUUGAGAUGUUAAACCUCGGAAAGAACAAUUUCUCUGGUGAUUUACCGGAUCUCUCUAGAAGCAAGAGACUAAAGAAGCUCGAUAUAUCAAAGAACAUAAUCUCUGGAAUGGUUCCACUAGGGCUCAUGACGUUCCCGGAACUUAUGGAUUUGGAUUUAAGUGAGAAUGAGAUCACGGGAGUGAUCCCAAGUGAGUUGUCUUCUUGCAAGAACCUAGUGAAUCUUGACAUGAGCCACAACAACCUUACCGGAGAGAUCCCUUCGAGUUUCUCGGAGUUCCCAGUUCUCAGCGAUCUUGAUUUGUCUUGCAACCGAUUAUCUGGCGAGAUUCCGAAGAAUAUAGGGAACAUCGAGUCUCUUGUUCAAGUCAACAUCUCUCAUAAUCUUCUCCACGGAAGCUUACCUUUAACCGGAGCUUUUCUUGCCAUCAACGCAACAGCAGUCGUAGGUAAUACCGAUCUAUGCAGCGUAAAUAACGCAACCGGUUUACGUCCUUGCGAGGUUGAAAGAAAGAGAAGUACGAAGUGUUGGUGGUUUGUCGUUACUUCAACCAUUGUAGCUUUCUUGGUCGUCCUUGUUUCCGGUUUCUUUAUCGCUCUUGUCAUUCAAAGGACGCAUAACGUUUUGGAGGUGAAGAAAGUGGAACAAGAAGAUGGUACAAAGUGGGAAAUUCAAUUCUUCGAUUUAAGAUUCAUGAGAUCCAUUACGGUGAACAUGAUCCUCUCAUCACUCAAGGAACAAAGCGUUAUUGAGGAUAAAAACGGCGUGAGAUUCGUUGUUAAGGAGGUCAAGAAAUAUGAUUCUCUUCCUAAGAUAUCGGAAAUUAGGAAACUUUCUGAGCACAAGAACAUUCUUAAGGUAGUGGCCACGUGCCGGUCGGAACAAGUGGCGUACUUGAUAUAUGAGGACGUCGAAGGGAAACGACUGAGACAAAUUUUGAAUGGUUUGAGUUGGGAGAAACGGAGGAAUGUUAUGAUGGGAAUCGCGGAAGCUCUUCGGUUUCUGCAUUGCCAGUGCUUUCCGGCAGUUGUUGCCGGUCAUUUAUCGCCAGAGAAUAUUGUUGUCGACGUCAAGGAUGAGCCAAGGCUCUGUCUCGGUCUUCCGGGCCUACUUUGCAUGGAUGCUGUUUACAUGGCCCCAGAAACGAGGGAGCACAAAGAGGCGACAAGUACCAAGAGUGACAUAUAUGGUUUUGGAAUCCUCAUGCUCGAUCUCCUCACCGGUAAAAGUUCUCCCGGUGAUGAGGACUUAGAAUUUGGAGUCAACGGAAGUUUGGUCAACUGGGCUAGAUAUUCAUAUUCUAAUUGCCAAGUCGACACGUGGAUCGACUCAUCCAUCGACACAUCCGUGCAUCAGCAUGAGGUCGUCCAUGUCAUGAACUUAGCUUUAAACUGUACGGUCGUUGAUCCACAACAGAGGCCUUGCAUCAAGAACGUGUUGAAAGCGUUAGAGUCUAUCUCUUCGUCAAGUUCUUCUUGCACUACUUUAUUUUCCAAGUUACUAUCGUUGGCUUGA